Molecule: messenger RNA, 7623 nt
Organism: Girardinichthys multiradiatus
Lineage: Eukaryota; Metazoa; Chordata; Actinopteri; Cyprinodontiformes; Goodeidae
Product: contactin-associated protein-like 4
Exons: 29
Coding region: 811-4728 (1305 amino acids)
Source: RefSeq, a predicted model, not a curated record
UGCUGCACGACCGUUACUGUUCAGUUUACGAAGACAACGGCUGAUCAUUUCCGUUUAGUAUAAGCGGUGUGCAGUAAAACUGUAAUUAUUUUUUAUAAAUUGACAGUAGCUGAAUAGUGUGAUAGGGUUUUAAGCAGUUUGGUAGUUAUGUGCGUUAUGUUCCAAGACUCAACCGGUAAAAUAGAUUCGGAAGGGACAGGAGACUAAGCUAAUUUAGCGGAGUUAAUUAUCAGCAGCUGCGGAGGAGCUAAAAGCAAUAAGAAACGUCUCAGCAACAUCUGUUAAACCAAGAAGGCAGAGGAAUGGUUACAGAGAUCAGCGCUGAGGCUCCCGUCCUGCAUCGUCGCAGAGAUCAAAGUGACGAAGCAGCCCCGAAAGAAGGUCUAGGAGUGUGUUCAUAGUUAACUGAGAAAGGCAGAACUGCAGCCUCCACUCUAAUUCAUCCCAAAGCUGUUCAAGAAGGUUGAGGCCACUUAAGUUUCUCCACACCUGCAACCAUGGAGUUGAUUGUAACACCGGACUUCAUUGAUUUGGUGUUGGGACCCAAUACUUGUCAGAAUAGUGAUGACCAUUCCCCUUCUCGUUUCCUAAGCGUAAGGAGGAGUCAACUCUUGCAUCAGCUAAAUGAGGACUGACCUGAACAGGUUGACCAGCCGAGGAUGGACUAAGUUACCUGAAGAUCUGACAAUGGAGAAAGUGUGUGUAUUCAACAGCUUGACCACCUUUAAGAUGGAUCUGAGGAGAUCUCAGUCGGAGCCGUAGAGGAGAGGCGGUCCGUCGGCAUCUCUGCAGCCUCCACGCCGCUUCACCAUGGGUCUGCGGACUAUAAGGGUCUUUGGGAUUAUUGCUCGGUUUGCCCUGCUGGUGAGCGGCACAGCAGCAGAAGAGGUGUGUGACAGUGGACUAGUUUCCAAUCUGCCACCGUCAUCCUUCAGGAGCUCCUCCCAGCUGUCCAGCAGCCAUGCACCAGGUUUCGCCAAGCUCAACAGGAGAGACGGAGCUGGAGGCUGGUCUCCUCUCAGUUCAGACAGGUAUCAGUGGCUGGAGGUCGACUUGGGUGAGCGAACCAAGAUCACCGCUGUCGCCACACAGGGCCGCUAUGGCAGCUCUGAUUGGCUGACGUCUUACCAACUGAUGUUCAGCGACACGGGACACAACUGGAAGCAGUACAGACAAGAGGAAGGCAUAGGGUCUUUUCCAGGUAACUCUAAUGCAGACAGUGUGGUUCAGUACAAACUACAGCAGACUGCAGUGGCUCGCUUUCUCCGCCUCAUUCCUCUGGACUGGAAUCCCACCGGGCGGAUCGGACUUCGUCUGGAGGCCUACGGAUGUCCUUACACCUCCGAUGUGGUGAGCUUUGACGGCAGCAGCAGCUUGACGUACCGGCCGGGUCCGUCUCCAAGGCGGGGGUCAAAACAGGUCGUCUCCCUGAAGUUCAAAACCCUGAGGAAUUCUGGGACACUGCUGCAUGUCGAAGGGCAGGAUGGAUUGGGAAUUAGUCUGGAGCUGGAGAGGGGAAAGCUGCAGCUGCUGCUCAGUGAAGGCACCUCUUCAUCCUCUGAGCCUCGGCAGCUGACUUCCCUCAGCAGCCUGCUGGAUGAUCAGCAUUGGCACCACGUGGUACUGAGACAAAAAAACUCUCAACUCAACCUCACCGUGGACAAACAUACAGAAACGGUUUGGACCCCUGAAGAGUUUAACCUCUGGGACGUCAAACUGCUGACUGUAGGAGCAGCCCAGAACGCAGCCAGACCCAGGAAAAACUUCCAAGGCUGCCUGGAAAACCUGAUGUACAACAGUGUCAACCUAACAGAGCUAGCUAAAAGCAAUGACCAACAAGUUCAUAUAAAGGGCAAUGUGACCUUUUCUUGUGCUGAGCCAGUUUCUGUUGCCGUGACGUUCCCCGGCCCCCACAGCUUCCUCCAGUUGCCGUGGACAGCACCAUCCUCUUCAGGGGGCAUGUCCAUUGGGUUUCAGUUCAGGACUUGGAAUAAGGCCGGGCUUCUCCUCACCUUUGACCUCCCUCGGCAAGGGGGCGAGGUCUGGUUGUACCUGAAUGAUGCCAGACUCUACCUGCAGAUCCAGAAAGGAGGCAGGGUGCUGCUGGAGCUCAGUGCAGGAUCUGCAUUAAAUGAUGGUCAGUGGCAUGUGGUGGAUCUUACCUCGAGGCGUGGCCAUCUGACUGUUUCUGUGGAUAAACAGGGUGGUGUCGCUCACGCAUCGCCCUCUUUUCCUGUCGCGGUAUCAAACCAUAUCUUCUUUGGAGGUUGUCCUGCUGAGGAUCACAAUCAGGACUGUAGAAACCCUCACAACACAUUCCAGGGCUGCAUGCGUCUCCUCGCUUUGGACAACCAGCCAGUUGACCUGAUCAUGGUGCAGCAGCGACUUCUAGGAAAUUACAGCCAACUCCAGAUCGACAUGUGCGACAUCAUCGACAGGUGUUCUCCCAGUCACUGUGAACACGGAGGCCUCUGCAGUCAGACCUGGACCGUCUUCCACUGUAACUGCUCCAACAGCGGCUACAGUGGAGCGACCUGCCACAGCUCUGUGUAUGAACAGUCAUGUGAAGCAUACAAACACAAUGGAAACACGUCGGGCUACUUUUACAUCGACGUGGACGGCGGCGGACCCAUCAAACCACAGCUGGUCUACUGCAACAUGACAGAAGAGAACACAUGGAUGGUGAUCCAGCACAACAACACAGAGCUGACCAAAGUCCGGCCCUCUCCGGGUGAAAACCAACACUUGGUUCAUUUUGACUACAUGUCUGAGGAGGAGCAACUGAAAACCAUCAUCCACCAAUCAGAGCACUGCCAACAGGAACUGUCCUAUCACUGCAAGAAGUCCCGCCUACUCAACACUCUAGAGGGUUCUCCGUUCACCUGGUGGCUCGGUGGUCCCGGUCCCGGUCCCGGACUGGUCCAGACUUACUGGGGAGGAGCUCAUCCAGGGAGUCAGCAGUGUGCCUGCGGCCUACAGGGCGACUGCGUGGAUCCACAGCUCUACUGUAACUGUGACGCUGACCGGAUGGAGUGGAGCGAAGACUCCGGCUUUAUUUCCCAUAAGGAGAGCCUGCCGGUCAGAUCUCUGGUGCUUGGUGAUGUUCAGAGACCUAGUUCAGAAGCUGCAUACAGGGUGGGAUCGCUUCAGUGUCACGGCGACAGGAACUUCUGGAACGCAGCGUUUUUUGACCAGGAGACGUCAUACCUCCACUUCCCCACCUUUCAAGGAGAGCUGAGCGCAGACGUCUCCUUCUUUUUUAAGACCACUGCUUCCUUCGGGGUGUUCCUGGAAAACCUGGGCAUCAAAGACUUCAUCCGAAUCGAACUGAGCUCUGCCACUCAGGUUGUUUUUUCUUUCGAUGUUGGAAACGGCCCGCUGGAGGUUCGCGUUGAAUCGAGCUACCCGCUAAACGACGACCGGUGGCAUCGAGUCCGUGCCGAGCGGAACGUGAAAGAGGCGUCCCUCCGUCUGGAUGACCUUCCAGUCGCCAUCCAGGAUGCUCCUGCUGAUGGACACAUCCACCUGCAGCUCAACAGCCAGCUGUUCAUAGGAGGAACGGCGUCCAGACAGAGGGGUUUCAGAGGCUGCGUCCGCUCUCUGCAGCUGAACGGCGUCACUCUGGACCUGGAGGAAAGGGCUAAGAUCACACCCGGGGUUCGACCCGGUUGCCCUGGUCACUGCAGCAGCUACGGCUCGCUGUGCCAGAACCAGGGCCGCUGUGUGGAGAGAACCACUGGCUUCCACUGUGACUGCAGCCUGUCGGCUUACACUGGAGUCUUCUGCCACACAGAGGUGUCAGCCCACUUUAAACCUGGAACAUCCAUCAGCUACACCUUCAAAGAGCCAGAUGAGCUGAGCAGAAACAACAGCGACCUGCCCUCCUCCAUCUACUCUGACUCGGUUCUCAGAGGAGAAAAUGUCUCUCUGAGCUUCAGGACGACACAGAGUCCAGCUCUGCUGCUCCACGUCAGCUCCCACUUCACUGGGUAUUUAGCUCUGCUCAUCAACAGGCACGAUGAGCUGGAGCUGAGAUACAAGCUGGACAGUAGCAGAGAUGCAGAAGUGCUGAGGACCAGCAUGAGGGGAGUGGCCAACGGACUGCUGCACACUGUUACCAUCAGGAGGUCGGCCGACUCCGUGUCCGUGCAGAUUGAUGAUAAUGCCAGAGAAGACUUCAACCUAAGCUUUACAGGAGAACUCAGCCGCCUGAAGUCUCUUGUUUUGGGCCGGGUGCAGGAUUCAGAUGACUUGGAUCCAAACCUGGCCCGGCUCGGCUCUCUCGGCUUCACAGGCUGUCUUUCAGUGGUUCGGUUUAACUCGAUCAGCCCUCUAAAAGCCGCUCUGCUUUACCCGGAUACCAGCCCUGUUGUUCUCUUCGGACCUUUGGUCCGGUCCAACUGUGGCUCAUCAGCUUCAGCCAAUCCUUACUCGGCGGAGAACACCCACCACCUGUCAGACCAGUCUGGUUCUGUGGGUUCUGGUCAACCUCUAGUUAAUGCCAUGAAGACGGACUCAGCUUUGAUCGGAGGUGUCAUAGCAGUUGUGAUCUUUGUGAUCGUGACCGUCUUCGCCAUAACUGCCAGAUUCCUCUACAGGAGAAAAGAGACAUAUCAAAGCCAUGAAGUCAAGGAAGCUAAACAGGAAGACAGCCAAGAUUUCCAUUACAACAACCAAACUGAUGCCCAAAACGCCUCUGGUGAAAACUCAAAGGAGUUUUUUAUGUAACUGGAGGCCUGUUGGGACGAUGUGCUGCUGUUUAUCUGAGGGGGGCUGCAAACAGGAGCGUCCGACCACCCCUCAGGACUUCACACUGCGCUACGAGCCAGUUACACACUUUAAUGGAUGCAAAAAAUGGACUCGGGGGGGUUGGGGGGUGGAGGAACAGCACACACAUUUUUGUCUUUUAUUGUAUAUUGUGUAUAUGCUGACCUAAACUGACAGCAAUGCUGGAACUGAGAGGUGUUCAAAUCCUUGUUUAAACAACUGUACAUAUUAAACAAGUGAAUGUGAAAGUUAUGGGUGGUCUUACGUGGUUAAAUGGUGAAAGGUUUUAUGGAUUGUUUUAACUUUGUUUGUAAUGUUGCUGAUGGCACUUUUUCUGUUAGAACAGAAUGAAUGUUUGCGUAGUGUAAAGUGGAUUUUUUUUAACUCUUAAUCAGGUCUGUGAGAGGAUGUCUUCUGUGAGAGCUGCUGUUUGCUCAAGUGCAAACCUUUUUAUCGUGUGUACUGCUUUGUGGAAUAACAAUAUCAACUGUUCAAAUGUUUUGGAACCUUGUUGAAUAUCUUAAGGGGACAUUUAUAAUUUUUUUAAGUGGGGAUGUGUGUGGUAGUUACGAGUAGUCCCUAUCUUACCUGCAGUAGACAGUGGUCAGUGUAAUCUAAGUUUGGAGAAUCGUGGGGAGAUUCCUUUGGGGACUAAAAGCUACUCAGAGCGAGGACCAUUCUAAAGCAAAAACUCAAAAUUAUCUAGCCUUUUGAUUUAAUACUAGACUAGUCAUUUUAGGGUGUUUUUACACUUAUAGUUUGUUUACUUUGGUCCAAAUCAGUUGAUGAGUUUGUAGCUUUUUCUGGUGGUUUAGUUUCUUUUCACACAGAGAAAACUCCAAACGAACCUUAGCCUAUAAACCAUGCGAGAACAUUCAGUCUGGUUAUUGGGCAGAUGUCUUUGAAGCGGGAGAUACACUGAGUCUUUCUCAUUAGUGUGUUUCUUGGUACUAUUUUAGGAUUGCAUUGGGCUUUAUGUUGUAGGAAAAAGAUGAGCGGCCACUGUUUAUUAGUUUGUUUACUCUAUCACAUACCACAAUUCAACACAGACCUGGCUGCAGGAAGGCUUUGGGCUCAAGCUUGCAACAAAUACGUUAGCUGUUUUGGAUCACAUUCACACCAUAAUCAUGUCGCUCUACAGUUUGUUUGGAACAAUGCUGAGACCAUCUCCUCCAUAUGGUCUUGUUGCGGUUGUUUUGGUCCAAUCCCUAGGGUGACUUCUUUGUUCAGAUCUACACAAACAAACCGAACUAAGGGCGGAAAUGAACCAGAAUUCUUUUUAAUCGGACUAAACACCACAGGUGUGAAAAAACACUUACACCAUUUUAUAAACUUUCCCAAAAAAGUUACAACAAUGUUAAGUCACAGAUCCGGUAAGUCUUAUCUCAAAACAGUUACUGUGAGACAUUAGAAAAUUUUAAUUCCCAAACUAAAUAUUUCCUGGUGAGAUAAAAUCAGGUUUUUAAAUGGCCAUCAAAUAUUUUCUGCCAGUUUAAAAGGUUCUAAUUGUCUGUAUAUAGAGAAAGUGUACUAAAAGAUACUGAAUCAGCAUGCCAAGCAACAAUUGGACUGUCCAUGUCAACAACUUAAACAGUUGUCAAGAAAAUAAAUUAGGCAUACGAAUAAUAAGUCGUUUUUAUUUAAGUUUUGAAUGGUGGAAAUUAAUUUGUUGGAAUACUUUAAUGUGCAUUCUCCUUUCAAUGGGAAGUCGGAUUUUCCGCGAUUGUUAUUAUUUAGCUCAAAAACAAAUAGCAGAUCUAACUUUUUUCUGAUUUUCAACUAAAAUGCUAUUAACUCUGUGAGGUCAUUCUGUGCUCCGACUUCUGAGACAACUCAAACGCAGCAUAAUUGCUGCUGACUUAACUUUAAGUUGCUGUUAGCUUUACUCUUAGGACCUGUUACCUUCACUGUGAGUAACAACUAGCUUUUCUGUCAUUUGCUGUUAACAUAACCUGAAUAGAUUAGGUGCUAAUGGUGAAGGGGCAUGAGUAUCAGCCAACUUUACUCUCAGUAACAGUUAGCUUGACUCAAAAUAGCAGAGAUCUUUACUCAAUGGUACUUAGUUUAACCCCUUAUGCUCAAUAGUGGUUUGACUUUGAAUAGCUUUUUGACUGACUGAGUAACAGUUAUCUUAACGCUCACUAGCAGCUAGCUUUAUGCUUAAUACAGGUUAGCUUGAAUCUGACUGGCUUCUUAUUUGACUAUUGACCCUUUUUCAUUAGUAUCUACUUUACUCAAUAUCGGGUCGCGCCAGCUCUGCACGGUUUGGUUCUUUUUGCAUUAUAAUUGAGUCCCAUCGUAAUGUGGGCUCUUGGAAUGGCAAGCAAGCAGGUAUGAAAAAUAGUAAUGGUAAUAGUAAUAGUAACAGUUACUAAUAUAAAGCCUAAAAAGCCUUACCAAAGUUGUUGGCUUUAAGUUAUGUGGCUAUUAGUUUGACUGCAAGUAGUUCUGUGUACUCUGAGUAGCUGCUAGUUUGAUUCUAAGUAGCUGAUAACUUUACUGAUUCAUGGGAAUUCCUUCUUGUUUUUUAGAAACAGACAUUGUGACAUCUGUUUCCUGCAGGUAAGAUGCUUACUGCUCAUUUCUAAUUCAGCAACUCCACUUCCACCAUCAAACCACAUCUUUAAGGCUUAAAGUACUUUAUAAAUAACCUAGCCUAAAAAAAACUAACUAUAGGAUAAAACAAACGUGUAUCUUUAGUCAAAUAAAUUAGGGAACAUUUUAAAAUGCAGUAAAAUUGUCCUUUCUUUUUAUCACACCAAAGGAAGAUUUUAAAAACGCCCCUAAAAAAUGAAUGUUUAUCAUAACUGUACAUUAAUUUAAUAAAAGUCUCACCAUGAGGUUAUUGAGUAUUCA